AUGGAUCCCAGUUACUCCAGUUAUUCCACUUAUUCCAGCUACUCCAGCUACUCUAGCUAUUCCUAUAGCUUUGUAGAUGAUCAGGAUGACUAUCCAAAUCCGGUGACUACAGCCACUCAGCCCUUUCAUGUUGCAUCGUCUCCUCAAGCGCAUUACAUUGCUCCAGCGCCUGAGAGUCCCAAGAGGGAAGACAAGAAGACAUCCCCGCUUGCUGAGAAAUUGUCGCCAAAACAGAAGAGGACUAGCCCUGGUAAGAGUGGAUUUGAGUUCGAUACUAACUCUCUCAAUUUCUUCUCAGCCCAAACGGCGGCGGCCGUUUCUGCGGCUGUUUCUGCAGCGAUAAAUCACCAGAUCAACCAGAAUAUACUAUUAGCACCUUCAACAUCGGCAGUAGCGCAGCCUCCCCCGAUCUUGUCGCAACAGGCCUCUGUCGACACAGCCCCUGACACAGCUCACCAAGAACAAUCAUUACCAGAUGCUGCUCAGCCGCCCACCACCGUCGAUUCCGGGGAGAAGGCAGUGGACACAUACACUAUCUAUUCCCCAAAUCGCGCUAAGAAUGCAACGUCAGAAGACUUCGUACUUAUUUCACCAGCGCAGUCGCGCCACGUCCUACGUCAGGCAGCUAAAGAGCAAUCAUCACCAUCUGAAAACUCAAUUGAGAAGACAAACCUCGCUUUGGCAGAGUUGAAAGAUAAGUAUAUGUCGCUUUCCGCCGAAUUCAGAGACUACAAGCUCAAGAAGGAGAGUGAAAUUAAGGAUCUGAUGGCACAUGAAGCAGAGUUGCGGCAAGAGGCCCGUAUUUAUCAACGUGAUCUACAAAAGUUAGAAAAGGAUUAUGCUUCAGUGAUAGCAAAAUUGGCCGACAAAGAAGACAAGAUUGUAGAGCUGAAGGGUGCCCUGAAGAAACUGGAGAGUACGCUCCAGCAAAAACCCCCUUUUGACAUGGCUCCAUCUAGAGAACAACCCACUCAGCAAGGAUACAAUAGAAAAGAAGUGUCUCAGCAGAAGGAAAACUAUUCUCCCCCCGUGGCCCAAUCCGCUGCAGUGCCUUACAAGCCAGUUGAUAGCAUAAGCAAAAUUUUCGGUCCCACUUAUGCUGAGAGUAACCCGGUAGAUUCAGUCAAGCACAACCCGGCUGGUAAGGAGCCAGACCACACAUUAGAACCAAAAGCAUCUCAUCAUCCUCCAGAUCCUCCCCUGGCUACUUCCAACGAUGUUCCGAUCAUGUCCUUUGAGGAAUUCCUGAGGCAACGAGCACGCAAUGCUGCAAUAGAAGAGCUACAGCAGCGCGACACACAGGCCAAGAGGGCCAUGGAUGCCAAGAUAGCUUCUCUGCAGGAACAGCUAGGAUCUCUACUUACUGACGCGCAACCCGAUCAUGCUACUGCACAACCUGAGGCGACAUUUAGUGAAGGCGGAGAGAAGGCGUCUCACACCAAGACGACUUUCACGCUAGAGGAUGUGGACAAGACAGAUCCUAAUUACAAGCUGCUACAGACCAUGGAGACAGACUACACAGCUAUGUGUCAGCAGUUGAUGCUUAAUCGUGAUGAGCUAGCUAAUCUUGAAAACCGCAGUGGAAAGCGCACACACAAAGAAAUGAUGCGCAUGCGGUUUCUUGAGGCGCAGAUAAGCAAACUGGAUAGCGAGGCAAACCAGCUCCGCUCCAGGCUGCGAGCAUUGGCCAAAGCUAAAAAUUGA
Molecule: messenger RNA, 1704 nt
Organism: Giardia duodenalis
Lineage: Eukaryota; Fornicata; Diplomonadida; Hexamitidae
Exons: 1
Coding region: 1-1704 (567 amino acids)
Source: RefSeq, a predicted model, not a curated record